AUGUUUCCAGACAGUUUGUUGCAUCCGCUGUCCAGAGUCUGCUUUGAAGACAAAAUCAAAUUCUCUGCAAGUCAGCAUCUCUCUUUUGCAAGAAGCAAAUGGUUCACUCUGCCCGAGACGGAGAGCCACAGCGACGUGUGGAGCAUCAAGCCCCCGGAUUUCUCUCUUAAACUGUACAGAUCUCUGUCAGAUCCUCAGAGGAAAGAAAGAAAGACGCAUUCAAAUCUAGAUGUGCCUCGCCUCAGUGAAACGAAGAAGACGACCGGAAUAUUUCUACCCAAUGUUGUACACGAGAGUCACCGGAGGGAAGAAUCUCCAAAGUUCAUCACAUCAUACAGGCCUCCCGGUGCUCUGGAAUCUGAGCUCAUGUUUGUCAAGAGUGGGAAGUACCUUUGUGGGCCUUACAAGAACCCCAAACCACAUGACUUCAGACCGCUCAAUGAGGACCUUCCAGACAUAGUUACUACAUAUGAGAGAGAUCCUGGUAACCUGAAUUUAAAAUUAAAACACUUGGACAAAAUCUGGACCCCCAGAUCCGGGUCAAACUCAAGUUCACGGGAUACCAAGACCGGGAUGGACACGUAUAGACCUGCAGAGCCCAGAUGGGAUGCAGAGCUCGUUCUCCCUCAGCUGCUCUGGCCUCCAAAAUCAGCCUCAUAUACGAGACAUGGACGAAGAAGAGGAGCGUACAGCGCAUUCUUGGACCGCGUGGAGGAGAAACUCUCUAGAUCGUGGAAAAGUAAAUCAUGA
Molecule: messenger RNA, 750 nt
Organism: Anarrhichthys ocellatus (wolf-eel)
Lineage: Eukaryota; Metazoa; Chordata; Actinopteri; Perciformes; Anarhichadidae
Gene: cunh7orf78
Product: chromosome unknown C7orf78 homolog
Exons: 4
Coding region: 1-750 (249 amino acids)
Source: RefSeq, a predicted model, not a curated record